This is a messenger RNA of Prunus armeniaca (apricot), 3729 nucleotides long. The record is from the annotation of a GenBank genome assembly. NCBI's taxonomy places the organism in Eukaryota, Viridiplantae, Streptophyta, Magnoliopsida, Rosales, Rosaceae.
AUGAGAACGAUUUUCAAAUUUCAUGGAAUCUGGGAUUUAGUUGAAAAGGGGCUUCAAAUUCUAAAUUCAAAGGGGAAGAAAGUGGAUGAUGCAGGGUCAUCGGAUUUUGAGAAGGAAGCUCUAUUAAUGAAGGAUGCUAAGGCACUUGGGAUUAUCCAAGGGGCUGUCUCAGAAGACAUUUUCCCUAGGAUUUCGAAUGAAGAAACCUCAAAGGGUGCUUGGGAUAUUUUGCAUCAGGAAUUUCAUGGUGAUAAGCAGGUCAGAUCCAUCAAAUUACAGGGUAUGCGUCGUGAUUUUGAGUACACAAGGAUGAGGGAUGAUGAGACCUUGUCUGGGUACCUCACUCGCCUGCUUGAGCUUGUGAAUCAGAUGAAGGGAUAUGGGGAAGACCUAUCCAAAGGAAGAAGAGCUGGAAAUCGAAGGGUAAGAAAUGGGAUUCAAAACCUCAAAGUAAUGUCAAUCAAGGAGGAAAGCAUGAACAAAGGGAAAAAUCAAAUCAAGCAAAAGGGAAAUGCAAGCACUGUGAUAAGCUCCAUUAUGGUGAAUGCUAGUUUAAAGGAAAGCCAAAGUGCUAUGGGUGCAAUCGUUUUGGACAUCUCAUUAAAGACUGUGAAUCAAAUAAGACUAAGAGACUUGCAAACUUGGCCAGUAAGUAACCAUAUGACUGCCCAUGAGUCUUUGCUUAUUGAUAUAGAUAGAAAAGUGAACUGUAAAGUUAAGAUGGGUACUGGUGAUUUGGUACAAUCAAUAGUCAAAGGUACAUUGGCUAUAGAUGUGCAAGGGGUUACUAGGUACAUUAGAGAAGUUAUGAUUGUACCUGGUUUGGAUGAGAAUCUAUUGAGUGUAGGACAGAUGAUAGAACAUGGGCAUUGGUUGGUGUUUGGUGAUAAUGAGGUUGACAUUUAUGAAGAUAAGCAGUUAAAAGAGUUGAUUGCAAGAGUCCAAAUGAAAGGGAACAGAUGUUUUCCCUUAGAUCUCAAAUAUGUCAAUCCUCCUAUGGCAAAUAGAGCAACAUUUGGUGAAUCAGCUUGGAUGUGGCACAGAAGAUUUGGGCAUCUAAAAUACAUUAGUUUGAAGCUCUUACAAGAGAAAGACAUGGUUCAGGAUCUACCUAAGCUACAAGAAUUGGAGAAGAUUUGCUCGGGUUGUGCUAUAGGCAAGAGUCACAUGAGUUCUUUUGACAAGGAAAAGACUGGGAGAGCAUCACAACCCUUAGAGCUGAUACAUUCUGACAUCUGUGGACCAAUGCAGACUAUCACUCCUGCAGGCAACAGAUUCUUUCUCACUUUUAUAGAUGAUUACACUAGGAUGUGUUGGGUUUUCUUUCUACAACAUAAGUCACAGGUUCUGAAUGUUUUCAAGAGGUUCAAGUCCAUGGUUGAGCUUCAAAGUGGUUACAAAAUCAAGAAGCUGAGAAGUGACCGAGGUGGUGAAUACACAUCACUAGAGCUUCUCAAGUUUUGUGAUGAUGUGGGGAUGGAAAGGCAACUAACAGUAGCUUACUCUCCGCAACAAAAUGGUGUUGCAGAGAGAAAGAACCGAACUAUAGUUGAAAUGGCUAGGACAAUGAUGGCUGAGAAGAGAAUUCCUUUGAAAUUUUGGGCAGAAGCUGUCAAUACAGCUGUAUACCUGCAAAAUAGAAGUCCAACAAGUGCUCUGGAUAAUACAACUCCAUUCGAGAAGUUCACUGGGAGAAAACCAGGUGUCAAACACUUGAGAAUAUUUGGUUCAUUAUGCUAUAUCCAUAUUCCUUCUCAGAAAAGGCACAAACUAGAGGAAACAAGUGAGAAGGGAGUAUUUGUGGGAUAUGGAGUCUGUGAAAAAGGAUAUAGAGUACUCAACUUGAGAACUCAAAAGAUUGAGCUGUCUAGGAGUGUUAUUUUUGAUGAAGAAGCAAUGUGGAAUUGGGAAACAAAUGAGGCAGUGCAAAUUCCUAUGUCUUGGAGUGAUGAAGCAAACUCUAAUGUAUCUGGUUCAGACUCAGAACCCAAUCAUCUACAACAACAGUUUAUGCAAUCUCCUUUGAGAACACAAACUGGUACUGAUCUUCAUGCUACUCAAGAAUCAGUUUUGCUUAAUUCUCCAGUUUCAAAUCUUGAAACUUAUGAUAACACCCCAAAGAAAUGGAAGAGUUUGAGUGAGGUCUAUGCUCAAUGUAAAAUGAGCAUUAUUGAACCAGAAAGUUACAAUGAAACAGCCAAAGAUGAAGCUUGGAACAAGGCUAUGACUGAAGAGAUAUCAAUGAUAGAGAAGAAUUCCACUUGGGAAUUGGUUGACAGACCAAGCAGCAAACCGAUUGUGGGAGUGAAGUGGAUAUAUAAAACAAAACUAAACCUCGAUGGCUCCAUUCAAAAACACAAGGCAAGACUUGUAGCCAAGGGUUACACACAAAAACCAGGGAUUAAUUUCAAUGAAACCUUUGCUCCAGUGGCAAGGUUAGAUACUAUUAGAACUCUCAUUGCACUUGCUGCACAAAAAGGCUGGAAAUUGUGGCAACUGGAUGUCAAAUCAGCUUUCUUAAAUGGUGUUCUUGAAGAGGAAGUCUAUGUGGAUCAACCUGAAGGCUUUGUGAUUAAAGGAGCUGAGGAUAAGGUGUAUAGAUUAAGAAAAGCUCUCUAUGGAUUAAAGCAGGCUCCAAGGGCCUGGUACAGUGAAAUCGACAGUUACUUAUAUCAGUGUGGUUUUCACAGAAGUCUAAGUGAAGCAACUCUCUAUGUGAGAACCAAGGAAGGUGUGGGAACAUUAAUUGUGUCAAUCUAUGUAGAUGACAUAGUGUAUACUGGAAGUAGUGAUGAAAUGGUGAAAGAAUUCAAGGCUGAGAUGAUGUGCAAGUAUGAAAUGUCUGACUUGGGUUUACUCCACCAUUUUCUUGGUAUGGGAGUAACACAAACUGAAGGGAGCAUCUUCAUCCAUCAAAAGAAGUAUGCUCUCACACUCUUGGAUAAGUUUGGACUCAAAGACUGCAAAUCAGUGAGCACUCCAUUAGUUGCCACUGAUAAAUUGCAAAGAGAGGAUGGAAGUGAAGCAGCGGAUGAGAGUUUGUACAGAAAAAUUGUAGGAAGCUUGCUAUAUCUAACAGCAACCAAACCAGAUAUCAUGUUCUCAGCUAGUCUACUUGUAAGAUUCAUGCACAAUCCUUAUAAGAUGCACUAUGGGGCAGCCAAAAGAGUUCUAAGGUACAUACAAGGCACAAUUGAUUAUGGAAUUGAGUAUGUGACUGGAAAGUCUGCACUUUUAGUAGGAUAUUGUGAUAGUGACUGGAGUGGAUCUCAGGAAGAUAUGAAAAGCACUUCCGGAUAUGCAUUUUCAUUUGGAAGUGGUGCAUUUUCGUGGGCAUCAGUCAAACAACACAGUGUGGCUCUUUCAACAGCGGAAGCAGAGUAUGUGAGUGCGGCAAAAGCUACAUCACAAGCCAUUUGGCUCAGGUUUGUUCUUGAAGAUUUUGGGGAGGAACAGACUACUGCAACAACUGUGUUUUGUGACAACACUUCAGCCAUAGCAAUGGCUAAAAAUCCUGUAUUUCAUCAAAGAAGCAAGCACAUUAAAAGGAAGUUCCAUUUUAUUGGAGAGGCAAUUCAAGAAGGAGUGAUUGAACUGCUCUACUGCAAAGGAGAUGAGCAAAUUGCUGACAUUUUCACCAAGGCACUUCCCAAAGACACGUUCAGCUAUUUGAGGAGUAUGCUUGGAGUGAAAUCAGCUAGCACUUUAGAAGGGAGUGUUAAAAUGUAA